AUGGAGGGUUACAAAGUGUUUUAUACUACACAGCCAAAUCUGCCAACUUCUGCUUGGAAUUCUCAAACAGUAGACAAUAAUCAUUUAACAACAAUAAGUGAUUUAACACCACGUACUAUUUACACAAUACGCAUUCAAGCUUUUACUAGUCGUGGUCCUGGACCACUUUCAGCUCCAGUACAAGUAAAAACACAACAAGGUGUUCCUAGUCAACCAAGUAAUCUUCGUGCUGUGGCUACAUCCUCAACUACAGUCCAGUUAACUUGGACUCAACCUUCACAUUCUGGUGAGAAAGUAAUUGGAUAUGAAUUAUAUUGGAAUGAUACAUUCACCCAACAUCAAUAUCAUAUAAGUAUUCCUGAUGUGGAGACUUAUAAAUUAAGUGACUUAUACCCAGACACAACUUACUAUGUUUGGGUUGCUGCCAAAUCUCUGCAAGGGGAGGGUGCAGCAACACCACCUGUACCUGUUAGAACAGAACAGUAUGUGCCCGGCGCCCCUCCCCAAGAUGUUACUGGCUCUGCUCUAGACUCCCGAUCCUUACGCAUCUCCUGGAAACCCCCUCCCCGUGAUCAACAGAAUGGUGCCAUCAUCAUCUAUAAGAUCAACUACCUCAAAGCUGAUGCUGGAGAUGAUUUGGCUCUCACCCAUGAAGUCGAGGUGGGUCCCAACGAAAGAUCAUAUGUCAUUGGUGGGCUGGAGAAAUGGACUGAGUAUCGCGUAUGGGUACUUGCAGGCACUUCUGUAGGUGAUGGCCCACCUUCUCCACCAAUUAUUGUCAAGACAGACGAAGAUGGUAUGUAUAUCACCUUUCCCCUCCUUGUAUUUCCUUAUAAAUUAAUUUAAACUUUCUCACAAAAAAUAUAAAUCAUGCAAAGAAAUAUUAAAUAAAAGCAUUUGUACUGUAGAUAUAGUGUAAGCUUUCAACAACCAAUUUUUCUUGAUGAUUUUUUGUGGGAAAGUUAAAUACCAUAUCCUAGCUUCAAAUCAAUGCACAAAUGCAUGUUGCAUGAUUAUUGUUUUUGAAUGUUUCCUCAAACCUAACCUUCCCUUUAUAGAUCAUCAGCUGGCAACUCUAUGCCAUAUUGUGUUCCUUUUAUCACUUCUGUCUUUUAUCAACAGGUCAACUGGAUACUGAAUGGAAAACAAGCAGACUGUCUUUCUGUUUUCUGUUUCUGUUAUUAUCUUCCUGUCUUUAAAUGUUGUGAAACCUAAUUGGUUGAAUCCAGAGGCAUUUCUAGAAUAAAAAUUUUUAUUUUAUUAUAUAAUUUAAUUUUAGGAAUAAAAAUAAUGGUUUUCUAGUAAUGUCUCUGAGCAUAAUUUAUUGUAGCAAUUUUGGUGUUAAAUGUCAUUACAGUUACAAGCUUACAGAGGAAACAGGUAAAAGAACUAAAUAAGUAAUGCAUAUAAAAAUUCAUGUCUUCACUUGAAAUGUUAAUUAUGUUUAUUGAACAAGAGAGUGUAUAAAUAUAGAAAUAUUGCUAA
Messenger RNA from Centruroides sculpturatus (bark scorpion), 1485 nucleotides. RefSeq names its product tyrosine-protein phosphatase Lar-like. NCBI's taxonomy places the organism in Eukaryota, Metazoa, Arthropoda, Arachnida, Scorpiones, Buthidae. Bases 1 to 846 code for a protein of 281 amino acids. The transcript has 4 exons. The record is from RefSeq and is a predicted model, not a curated record. Gene Ontology annotation, molecular function: protein binding. Gene Ontology annotation, biological process: cell-cell adhesion.